UUCUGUAGGAAUUUCAAGAGGCGGGAACUGAGGGGUGUGGUGGGCCUCUAAGGUCCCAGCAUUCCCUUCGUGCCGCCGCCAAGAUGGCGGCGCCCAUGUUGCGGUGCAUUUCCCGGAAUGCGUGGCUUGGUACCCAAGGCCUGUCAGGAGUCUUGCCCUUGGGGCUGCGUGAGGCCCACUCGGCCGCUCAGGGGUUGCUGGCGGUGCAGAAGGCUCGGGGCCUGUUCAAGGAAUUCUUCCCCGAGAGGGGUACAAAGACAGAGCUCCCAGAGCUCUUCGACCGCGGCACGGGAGGGAAAUUUCCCCAGACCAUCUACUGCGGCUUCGACCCCACGGCCGACUCGCUUCAUGUCGGGCAUCUGCUGGCGCUUUUGGGCCUUUUUCAUUUCCAGCGAGCGGGCCACAACGUGAUCGCGCUGGUGGGAGGCGCCACGGCGCGCCUGGGAGACCCAAGCGGUCGUACCAAGGAGCGCGAGGCUCUGGAUGCGGAGCGCGUGCAAAGCAACGCCCGUGCCCUGAGUCAAGGGCUAAAGGCCCUGGCGGCUAAUCACCAGCAGCUCUUUGCAAAUGGGCGGACCUGGGGCAGUUUCACCGUGCUGGACAAUUCGGCGUGGUACCAGAAGCAGGACCUGGUGGACUUCCUAGCGGCAGUGGCUGGCCACUUCCGCAUGGGAACGCUGCUGAGCAGGCUGAGUGUGCAGGCUCGGCUCAAGAGCUCCGAAGGCAUGAGUUUGGCCGAGUUUUUAUACCAGGUGCUCCAGGCCUAUGAUUUCUACUACCUGUUCCAGCAUUAUGGAUGCCGGGUCCAGCUGGGUGGAUCAGAUCAGCUGGGCAAUAUCAUGUCUGGAUACGAGUUCAUCCACAAGUUGACUGGAGAAGAUGUGUUUGGAAUCUCUGUUCCUCUAAUUACAAGUACAACUGGAGCGAAACUGGGCAAGUCUGCUGGCAAUGCUGUUUGGCUAAACAGAGAUAAGACAUCUCCAUUUGAAUUGUAUCAGUUUUUUCUCAGGCAACCAGAUGAUUUGGUAGAAAGAUACCUGAAGCUCUUCACUUUUCUGCCUCUUCCAGAGAUUGACCACAUCAUGCAGCUGCAUGUCACAGAGCCAGAAAAGCGGGGUCCUCAGAAGCGACUUGCUGCGGAAGUAACAAAGCUUGUUCAUGGACAAGAAGGGCUGGCCUCUGCUAAAAGGUGUACACAAGCCCUUUAUCACAGCAGCAUAGAUGCGCUGGAAGUCAUGUCUGAUCAAGAGUUAAAAGAAUUGUUUAAAGAAGCUUCAUUUUCUGAAUUAGUUCUUGACCCUGGAACAAGCGUCCUAGAUACGUGCCGCAAAGCAAAUGCCAUUCCAGAUGGUCCCCGAGGGUAUCGGAUGAUUACAGAAGGUGGAGUCAGUAUAAAUCACAGACAAGUAACAAAUCCUGAGAGUGUUUUAGUUGUUGGACAACAUAUUCUUAAGAAUGGACUUUCAUUACUUAAAAUAGGAAAAAGGAACUUCUACAUUAUAAAAUGGCUUCGGCUAUGAUGAAAACUCCUUCUGGUGUUGAAACAUCCAUCAUUCAUUAUCAAGAUAUACAAAUUUAUAUCUUCACUUACGCAACUCAAAACAAAGACUGGAGUAUAUUCUAGGCCUCAGUGUGAGUAAUUUCAUUGUUCAUACAGGUUGGUUAAGUUUGUGGAAUAUUUUACUUCCUGAUCCUUAAAUAUUAAAGACUAACACAGAAAAGCAUGAUUUCUAGGUUUAAUCUCUUUUAAUAAUUAUGCUUCAUGAAAAACUAAAUGCUAAGUUUCCUAUCCUGUCCUUGCUCUUGUAUCAGGUAAAUAUAUCAUUGGAUUUUUCUGGUUGUUGUUCAGGAAGCAAAUUCUAUAAAAAAGAGAAAUGUUAGAGGAAGCCAUAAACAGCAUUAGAAAUUACAGUAGAAAUCGUUUCUUUUUGAAGAAAAAUCAGUACAUGACUUUUCAGAAAGUUUAUAAUUCAGUGUUCCAGUCGCCUGUGUUUCCAUGAAAUUAAAUUUACUCAUUAGCCUUGUUUUAACUCAGUAAAAAAGGUGGGAAUGUCUUAUAAAUUUGUCAACUUAUGAAUUUGUCAACUUAUAAAUUAGUCUUUAAGUUUCAACUUCUGUCCCCAUGCAGAUUGCAGCUUGAGAUGAACCAAAAAGUUAAGUAAACAACAUGAUAAAAUAGAGGCAACAAGAUAAAACAGUAGAUACACUAUUAUCAUACACUAUUAUAUGAGUGGAUACACUCAUAUCCAAACAUAUGAGAAUAUCAAGAUAUUCCAGGAAGGGAAGUUUUCAGGCCAAAUUUAAAGGAUCUGGAAUCAAGAUUUAGUCAAAUUAAGCUCUACAUUCUUUAGGCAAGUUGAUUCUCCAGAACUGUUCGCAACAUCUAAAAAAAUCAGAUCAUUGAUUUUUCUUGAUUUCCUUAAUUUCACUUGAUCACUUGAGGAUCAAGUAAAACACACAUACACACAAAAUGGUUAACAAUCAGGUUUGUUCUAGAAAAUCUUACAAGCAGCAAAGCAUGGCUUUAGAAUUCAAAUUCUAGCUAUUUACUACCUGGAUUAUUUGGAGCAAGUCAUCUUCAUAUGCAAAAAAAUGGAGAUGUAUUAUAAUUAAACCUCAAUAAUAAAAAGAAAAAAGUCAUUAAACUUUUAUAUAGCAUAAGCUAUAUUGCUAUGUUCCAAAGUAGAUUUGCAUGUACUCUUCUGGGAGUAGUUAGGAAGAAUUCACUUAUUGACAAGCUUUUUAAUGUCACUUCAGACUAGCAACUUUAUUUACAAAGUAAGAACAUACAGGUAUCCAUUGUAAGUCAGAGUGAUAUCAUCUCUACAUUUCAGAACUUCACUCGGUUUAAGGGCCAACAAAAGGAGGUUUCCUCUUUCUGUACCUAUCUUGCCUGUUUUUCUUUGUACCUGGUGUGUAGUACUAACAAGUGUAUUACCAUAGCAGGUAAUGUUUUCAAUUUGAAGUUUGCUGGAAAAAGGUGCAUUAUAAGGUUCAGUCCCCCUUUACAAAUUAAAAGUUAGACUAGAAUGGUAAUCAUCUGAUCUAUCUCAAAUACAUGAAUCGUGGAUGGCUAUAAUUUCAAACUAAUAUUUAAUAAUGGCAGAGUGAUUUUAAAGUAUGCUAAUAAACAUUUUGGAAGCAUGUAUUCUAUGAAGAUGGUACUGCGAACAGAUUCAUAGUCCUGUAUCAUCAGACUGAAUCUGUUAUGUUUGAGAUCAGUUGCUGAUCUUGUUUCUCAGUACAGUGAGUAUCAUUCAUAUGUUCCUGCCAGUAUUUCUUCAUAAAUGUUAUAACAUAAAAAUAAAUUUAAUAUCUGCAAUAUAUAAUUCAUCUUAAAAUUUAUUAUGUAAUUCAUAUCAAGAAUAAUCUGGGGAAUUUUGGUAAAAUGUGUUCUAAACCUCACUCCCAACCCUCUGAGAGCAUUUAGGAGUAUGUGUGUGUCAGGAUGUUUUUCUGUGAAUAAUAAAGCCCCAUCAUUAUUUUCGUA
Capra hircus (goat) is the source of this 3490-nucleotide messenger RNA. It is a transcript of the gene YARS2, whose product is annotated as tyrosyl-tRNA synthetase 2. Gene Ontology annotation, cellular component: mitochondrion; cytosol. The coding region runs from base 84 to 1520 and encodes 478 amino acids. Gene Ontology annotation, biological process: tyrosyl-tRNA aminoacylation. The record is from RefSeq and is a predicted model, not a curated record. Gene Ontology annotation, molecular function: tyrosine-tRNA ligase activity; ATP binding; RNA binding. The transcript has 5 exons. Lineage: Eukaryota; Metazoa; Chordata; Mammalia; Artiodactyla; Bovidae.